Messenger RNA from Vitis riparia (riverbank grape), 1496 nucleotides. RefSeq names its product probable tRNA N6-adenosine threonylcarbamoyltransferase. NCBI's taxonomy places the organism in Eukaryota, Viridiplantae, Streptophyta, Magnoliopsida, Vitales, Vitaceae. The transcript has 4 exons. Gene Ontology annotation, biological process: tRNA threonylcarbamoyladenosine modification. Gene Ontology annotation, cellular component: cytoplasm; EKC/KEOPS complex. The record is from RefSeq and is a predicted model, not a curated record. The coding region runs from base 74 to 1135 and encodes 353 amino acids.
CCUAAUUCAUCCAUUUUCUAUUCUACUGUUUCUCUUCCACUUCAGCUGCAGUAGCCUCCACCACUCCUGCGCCAUGAAGAAUCUCACAGCCUUGGGGUUCGAGGGCUCCGCUAAUAAGAUCGGCAUCGGCGUCGUAACCCUAGACGGCACCAUCCUCUCUAACCCCCGUCACACCUACAUCACUCCUCCCGGCCAAGGCUUCCUCCCCCGCGAAACCGCCCAGCACCAUCUAAACCAUGUCCUCCCUCUCGUCCGCUCAGCCCUCGACGAGGCCGGUGUCUCCCCUGCCCAAAUCGAUUGCCUCUGUUACACCAAGGGCCCUGGCAUGGGCGCUCCGCUCCAGGUUUCGGCCAUCGUGGUCAGAGUACUCUCUCAGCUCUGGAAGAAGCCCAUUGUGGCCGUGAAUCAUUGCGUGGCACAUAUCGAGAUGGGGAGGGUGGUGACUGGGGCGGUUGAUCCGGUGGUAUUGUACGUCAGUGGAGGGAAUACUCAGGUGAUUGCGUAUAGCGAGGGGCGGUAUAGGAUUUUUGGGGAGACGAUAGAUAUCGCUGUGGGGAAUUGUUUGGACAGGUUUGCGAGGGUUUUGACGCUGUCCAAUGACCCGAGUCCUGGCUACAAUAUUGAGCAGCUUGCAAAGAAAGGAGAACAGUUUAUAGACAUUCCUUAUGUUGUAAAAGGAAUGGAUGUCUCUUUUAGUGGACUAUUGAGCUAUAUCGAGGCCACUGCAGUGGAGAAACUACAAAAUAAUGAGUGCACCCCAGCAGAUUUAUGUUACUCCCUGCAGGAAACAGUGUUUGCUAUGCUUGUGGAGAUCACAGAACGGGCAAUGGCGCACUGUGAUAAGAAAGAUGUUCUUAUUGUUGGUGGUGUGGGUUGCAAUGAGCGAUUACAAGAGAUGAUGAGGGUGAUGUGCUCUGAGAGGAGUGGGAGGUUGUUUGCUACUGAUGAUAGGUAUUGCAUUGACAAUGGGGCAAUGAUUGCAUACACUGGUCUCCUUGCUUAUGCUCAUGGAGCAACAACUCCUUUGGAGGAAUCAACAUUCACACAAAGGUUCCGAACAGAUGAAGUGCAUGCAAUUUGGAGAGAGAAAGAAGAAUUAUCUAACACGGAUGGUCUAUUGGAGGGAAGCACCUAAAUCAAGUACAUUAUAAGAUUCAGUACUUGCAGUAGCUUGGAAGAUUAAAAACUACUCAAUGAAGUUCCCAUGAAGGUAAUAUGAUUAAGCCCCUUGGGGUUCUGUAUCAAUUUGUUGCCACUAGUUUGUCAAAAAAUAUCAAUUGAUGGAAAAAAGGACUCUUUUUGGAAGAUUAUUUAUAAUUGAUAUUUAAAAAGGAAAAAAAAAAAAAAAAAGUGUAGAGGCCAUUGAUGUCUCUUGUGCUUCUUAGGGCCAGUAUUAUUGCUGUAUAAUUAUUUUCCUGAUGAGAUUUCCCAUUCAGCCUGUUUGAACACUGAAGUUUUGUGCCUAAAAUAUGAUAGUGAUGAAUUUUUUUUCCUUA